AUGACGUACAAUCAAGACGAGCUUGUAGCCCCAGACUGGUUGAACGAUGAGUUCUUUCGUGAUGUGAUGCGUGAAUCGAAUAAUGAUCCAACGAUCGAGCUUACCAGUGCAUGUGUGUUACGUCCAGGUACGAACAAGGGUGACCAUUAUGCUAGCGUUAUGUUCCGAACGACCGUCAAUUAUCGAUCGACGCGUUCCCGUGAAGAGAAAUCGGUCAAUAUCAUUAUGAAAACGAAACCUGAGGCAGAGGGCAUGAAAAAGGAGUUGCUUGAUGAUGAUGGACUGUUUGCGAUCGAAAUCGACAUGUACAGCAAGACGUUACCGGAGAUGGCGCGAAUGUUGAAGGAAAUCGGAGAGGAGUAUAAGUAUCCUCGAUACAUUUAUGGAUCACUGAAGCCUCGGCCCAUACUUAUUCUCGUAGACAUCAGUGAUCAGGGAUGGGUUAUGAGAGAUUUUAUCAGCACAUUGGACGAUAUGAGACCGACAGUGAAAGAUAUAGCAAUGUUCCAUGCUGCAUCCGUGAUGAUAGAAAGCUCGGAUCCCACGUUCGCAGAAAGAUACUCCUACUCUAUAGCUGAAAAGCUGAUGGGUUUCGAGGGCAUGAUCAAGAAGGGCUUUGGAGACUUGAUGCAGCUAACAGCGUUAUAUCCGGAGUUUGCUCACUUUGCCAAACCCUUGGAGAAGUUUCAAGAAAAUAUUCGGGAAUUUUACAUUUCAGUGUACGCUCGAUCCAAAACGCACCAAAACGUGUUGAUACAUGGCGACUUCCAUAGCAAAAAUAUGCUUCACCAAGUUGAUAAGGAAGGGCGACACACGGACACGAUAUUGCUCGAUUAUCAGAUAUGCAGCUGGACUUCACCUGCCAUAGAUUUGUACUAUCUGCUGGAUAUGAUACCCACACAAGAGGUUAAGGAUGAACAUCGAUCUGAGUUGAUUUAUAUGUACUACCAGCAGUACAGUGAUUUAUUGAAGCGUUUGGGUUUUCUGGGAAAGAUACCAACCAUGCUGGAACUACAAAUGGAACUUCUGCGUUAUGCUGGACUUGAACUACUGCACUACGUCAUCUUCAGCUCAUUCCGGUACAUGGACCAAAGUGAUAUCGAUAUCGAGGCGUUGCUGAAAGGUGAAGUCGGUAAUCCUGUGUUGCACAACCCGGAGUUCAAGAAGCUAAUGCAUAGAGAGCUAACACGAUUCCUUCACCAAGGAAGUUUUUAG
This is a messenger RNA of Anopheles marshallii, 1215 nucleotides long. RefSeq lists its product as uncharacterized. The record is from RefSeq and is a predicted model, not a curated record. Bases 1 to 1215 code for a protein of 404 amino acids. The transcript has 4 exons. Lineage: Eukaryota; Metazoa; Arthropoda; Insecta; Diptera; Culicidae.